This is a messenger RNA of Bufo bufo (common toad), 3198 nucleotides long. RefSeq names its product RAS like proto-oncogene B (gene RALB). The record is from RefSeq and is a predicted model, not a curated record. Gene Ontology annotation, cellular component: plasma membrane. Gene Ontology annotation, biological process: Ras protein signal transduction. NCBI's taxonomy places the organism in Eukaryota, Metazoa, Chordata, Amphibia, Anura, Bufonidae. Bases 220 to 840 code for a protein of 206 amino acids. The transcript has 5 exons. Gene Ontology annotation, molecular function: GTP binding; GDP binding; GTPase activity.
GCGUUCCAGCUUUGGGCGUGGUUUGUCCAGUCAGCCGCUCCGUAGCUUCGACUUGAGGAGAAUUGUCCCAGCCGGGAAACUGUAGCGGCAGCAGGAAGCGGAGCCGCGCCCGGAGAGUAGGAGACGGAGACGGGGAUCCGCGGAGAGAGCCACCCGAAGUUGCUGGGAUUAAACGAGCCGCCAGUUAGUGCAUGACGGCAUCCGCCACAACCAUCCAAGAUGGCAGCCAACAAGAACAAGACGCAGAGUUCCCUUGUCUUACACAAAGUGAUCAUGGUCGGUAGUGGAGGAGUCGGCAAGUCUGCGCUCACCCUGCAGUUCAUGUAUGACGAAUUUGUGGAGGAUUAUGAGCCCACGAAGGCCGACAGUUACCGGAAGAAAGUGGUGCUGGACGGGGAGGAGGUGCAGAUAGACAUUCUGGACACAGCCGGCCAGGAGGACUACGCAGCCAUCCGUGACAACUACUUCCGCAGCGGAGAAGGCUUCCUGCUGGUGUUCUCCAUCACGGAGCAGGAGUCCUUCACUGCCACCAGCGAGUUCAGGGAGCAGAUCCUGCGUGUGAAGGCAGAAGAAGACAAGAUUCCUCUUCUGGUUGUGGGGAACAAGUCCGACCUGGAGGACAGGAGGCAGGUCCUUGUGGACAUCGCCCGGAGCAAGGCCGAGGAGUGGGGUGUGCAGUAUGUGGAGACGUCCGCCAAAACAAGAGCCAAUGUAGACAAGGUGUUCUUUGACCUCAUGCGAGAAAUCAGAGCUAAGAAAAUGUCUGAGAACAAGGACAAGAACGGGAAGAAAAGCGGCAAAAGCAAGAAGAGCUUCAAACAGCGAUGCUGUCUACUGUGACCGGGCCGCCAAGGACGCCACCUGUGAAGGGCUGCAGCGAGCGACGCCCCCUGCUCCAAACCCCAUUCUAUGAUUUAUCUUAUUUUUUUUUUCUAAUGCAACAUUUUAGUAUUUAAUUCAGUCAGACUAAGCAGCGAACCCAUCGCCGGACCCUACUGAGCGGGGGAGGGUGGCCUCGUUUCAGCUCCUCGAUGUAUAACUCUGGGGUUUUACUUUCUCUUUAUUUUCUUUUUGCCAAAAGAGAACAAACAGUUUUUUUGUAUGAUGUAAGAAAUUCUAUAUUUCGCUCACAUAAUAUGUAAAUUCUGACAGCCUGUGGUUCGCACGGAAAACCGCGGGUCAUCCGCGUGCUCCAACAGCAGCAUAGUCCUUGUUGUGUCUGAGAAUGGGCAGAAGCUCCUUGUAAGGGGCAGGGAGGCGACAUGAAUUAUGAGGCCCGUAUGUACCCCCAUGUACUACAACUCCUCUCAUCUGUGGGCGUCCCCAGCACCCUGCGGAACGCCCUUCUCUCUUUGUUUCUUAGUCUCAGUUGCCAAAUUUCCUCUUGGUCAAUUUUCUCUACACUUUUCAAAAACCACUAAAAGUUUUGCAAUGAGUAAAGUUGUUCACUCAUGGACGUGCGAGGAGCUGUCCGACCCCGGGAGACGCCUCGUGGAUGUUGGGGAAUGUUGUUCUGACUUGUGUCUUAUACUGUAGUCACAUCCAAAGCUGCAUUCGUUCUUCUGCAGGUUGCCGCUUUGCUGUUAGGCCACGUGAUGUCGCAUUACAGGUUUCACAUUUUGCUUUUUUAAAUUUUCGCAAGGACUUUGGACUAAUGAAAGAUCACGUAGCCGUCAUGUGACGCUGGACUGUCGCAGGGGGCGGGGUUUGUCGCUACGCUCUGAGACCGUCGCCUAAUGUGACAGAUAAACUUUACAUUAAUGUAACAUAAUCAUCCUUAAAGGCACAUCGCCUGCAUUGCGGGUCAGGUCGUUUUCCCUCUGCUUCGGCUGCUUUACUUUUUCUGCCGCUAUGUAGCGCAGCAGAACAACUUCUGCAGAAAACAGAAUUUUAAAUGCAGCUUUGGACGCGACUGGAGUAUAUUGCAAAAAAGUCACACAAAAAAAAUCCGUUUUGCAGAGUUGCUGGGCUGUGGACAUGCAGGGGUUAUUUUCACAGUGACCUUUGACCCUUUAGCGCAUACCGGGUAGCAGGCUUAUAGGGAGGUUUUGUGUAUUUUUGGCCGCUCUCUCUGUGGCUUGUUAAGUAAAUGGUGCAGAGAUUUCUGGCUAUGAUCUGUUUCACCCGGUAGGAUCAUCUGUGGGUGAUAGUUAUCAGGGUCUCAUCCCAUUUAAAGGGCCAGUAACCUACAAGGUGGAGUCGCGGUGAGCAGAAGAUCAGCGUCUCUUCAGGUUUCCACUUGGAAAGAUCCAGAGCAGAUCCAGUCCUAUGCUUAUUUGGGUGCAGCUCAAUGUUCCAUUUAAAGGGGUGCUCCAUCGGGAUUUAAAGGGUUCAUCCAGUCUUGUGUAAAUGAAGCUCAAUCGUGUCUCAUUAGACAUUCUUCAGCUUUAGAGUUGCCAUUUCUCAUGCAUUUCGAUGUCCUUACUCGCUGUGGAGGCUGAAGGUGUGUCCUGAACCUAUAUUUUUAGUACAGCUGAGGGUUUGUCACAUUUGUGUCCAGCCCAGACAAUCUUCUGUGAGCUAAACAUGUCAGCAGCACAAAUCUCUCCUGUCUUGAUGGUUUGUUACAUUGUAUCAGUCUCGAGUCCAGACUUGUUGGAUUGGACACAAUUGUCACAAAGAUGGCAGUUUAGAAUGAGGUUUUUAGAACACUGACAGCAAGCAGAGAUCUUGACAUGGUGCAGACCCUGUCAUUGGAAGAAGUGGAGCACCCCUUUAAGUAAAUAUUCUGUCUUUGAAGCUCUACUUAGGGAUAAGUUGCCCCUCGCUCCUGAGCUCUGUAACAGAACACUAAUUGUAUAAGUUACCCUAAUGCGGGCCCCCUGUGUUGGGGGAGGGGCGACAUGUACCAUUAUAUGAGUAUUAUGAGCAGUAUUACACAGAUGUCCCCACAUUGUGCCAAUCCCUAGAGUCGGUCAGGAAGCGAUGUAGCUGAGCUCUUCAGGGUAUUUUUGAUAGCGAUGAAUUAUAUUAAGGCAGCGCUGCUCAUGUCGGAGGCGGCCAUUGCGAGGAGAGUGACGAGCGCUAAAAACGUCACUGCUUUUGGUUCCAUCCUGUGACAUGGCGGCCUGGGAUUUUCUACACGUGUGUUUGGGGGGGGGAGAUUCCACGUUUUUAUUUUAUUUUUUUUCUCUUCCAUGCUAAUCGCACUGAUUUGUAUUUCUACUGUAUAAUAAUAAAUUGGUACAUUUUACCUUC